AGCAAGUCGGGUGCUAACCUGCAGGUUUGGUGUGCACAUCGUUAUAACUAUCGGUACCGACCUUUGUGCUCAAAAUGGAUGCAGAUUCUUAUGUUCCAGGUUCUCAAGUAACAUUCACUACACAUCGUUCAAAUCGCCGGCUGAUAAUAGUGGUUCUUAGUAUUUUAUUAUUAGCUGUAGUAAUUGGUGUAGUAGUGUAUUUUUCUACCAAUACUGAUGAGAAUUACAGUCCAACUAAAUUAGAAAAAUCAGAUAAUAACAGUGACGCAGUAACCCCAGUAUUAAUAGAUUGUUAUCCUGAAAAUGGUGCGAAUGAAACCAGAUGUGAAGAGAGAGGAUGUAUUUGGAGGGAGCAGAAAGGAGCUAGUGCUCCAUGGUGUAUUUAUCCGGAAGGACAUGGAUAUCUGUUGAAAGGUGAAAUGGUAGAGUCAGAUCAAGAUUUAACUGGUGAGCUAACAAGGAUCGAUACACCAAGAAUUUACCGAGGAGAUAUUUAUGACACACUUGUAGUUUCUAUUGAAUAUCAAACUGAAAGUCGGCUACGGAUCAAGAUCUCGCCUAAAGGUAUAAAGAGAUAUGAAGUACCAAAGGAAGCCUUGGAUAUCAUCUCUCCCAGUACACCACCAACAGCUGAUCAACAACUGUAUGAAGUUUCAGUAAUAAAAGGGCCUCCACAAUUUGGUAUUAAAGUGAUGAGGAAGAAUUCUAAUGUCACAGUAUUUUCUUCUGAUGUACCUGGUUUAACAUUUACUGAUCAGUUUCUACAGAUAACAACUAGACUACCAUCUUCUAAUCUUUAUGGUUUUGGUGAACAUAAUCAUCGUAGAUUUCAACACGAUAUGAACUGGAAAACAUGGUCUAUGUUUACUAGAGAUAUUGGGGUUGGGGGACCAGAAAAUCUAUACGGAGUUCAUCCGGUUUACAUGAAUCUAGAAAAUGACGGAAAGGCCACAAUGGUUUUAUUGAAAAACAGCAAUGCAAUGGAGAUAACAUUACAACCAGAUCCUAACCCAGCUGUAACAUACCGUGUUAUUGGAGGUGUUCUAGAUUUCUAUAUUUUUAUGGGACCAACUCCAGAACAGGCUGUUCAGCAGUAUCUCGAGGCUAUAGGUAAACCAAUGAUGCCACCCUACUGGGCUCUAGGAUUUCAACUAUGUAGGUGGGGUUAUAAAGAUUUAGAUGAUAUGAAAAUGGUAAUUCGGCGAAAUCGAGAAGCUGGUAUACCAUAUGAUGUCCAAUGGGGUGAUAUAGAAUACCUGUAUAAGAAAUACCUAUUUACAUAUGAUCGAGGAUUAUGGAAAGAUUUACCACAAGUGGUCGACGAUCUUCAUGAUAAUAACCAAUAUUUUAUAGUCAUUGUCGAUCCUGCUGUUGGAUCUGAUCCACAGUUAAUAAAAGAAGCUAAGAUAAACAGUCCAGGUUAUGAUAUGUAUGAUGAUGGUGUUCGACAAGAUAUCUUUAUUAAAAAUGCUUCAGGUGAUGUUUUGAUUGCUGAGGUAUGGCCAGGUAAAACAGCUUACCCUGAUUUUACUAAUCCCAAAACAGAAGAUUAUUGGCUCAAAUGGAUGUCCUUUUUCUAUAGAAAUGAAGACAUUAAAUAUGAUGCAUUGUGGAUUGAUAUGAACGAACCGUCUAGUUUUGUACCAGGAUCUAUUUAUGGUUGUGAAAAUACAACAUGGGAUUAUCCUCCAUAUGUUCCACAUAUAUUCGGUGCUGGUGAUGAGGGUAAAAUGUAUGAUAAAACAUUAUGUAUGACAAGUGAACAAUACUGGGGGAAACAUUAUGAUGUUCAUAGUUUAUAUGGUCAUAGUCAUUCUAUACAGACAUACAAUGCUCUUCUCAGACAGUUUCCUGAGAAACGACCCUGGACGAUGACGAGAUCUAAUUUUGUAGGAACUGGUAAAUAUGCUAGUAAAUGGAUGGGAGAUAAUCAGAGUAUUUGGCCACAUCUUCACUGGUCCAUUAUCAGCAUCAUGGAAUUUAGUAUGUUUGGAUUUGCUUUGAAUGGAGCUGAUAUUUGUGGAUUUUGGUUUGAAGCAGAAUAUGAAAUGUGUAUAAGAUGGCAUCAACUGGGAGCUUUUUAUCCUUUUGCUAGAAACCAUAAUGGUCGUGGUGAUGAUCCUGUUAUUUUCAAGCAUCAAGAUCCAGCAGCGUGGGACCAGAGAUUUAUAGAUAUAGUUAAACCUGUUUUAAUGACAAGAUAUCGUCUACUACCAUAUUUAUAUACUUUAAUGUUUAAAGCACAUCAGUAUGGUGACAUGGUUAUGAAAGCUCUGUUAUUUGAAUUUCCGACAGAUAAGCAGACAUGGAGAUUAGAUAAACAGUUUUUAUUGGGAUCUGCACUACUUGUAUCACCCGUUUUACAACAGGUGCAGUUUUAUCAAAUUAUUAUUAUCACCAGUAUUACAACAGGUACAGUUUUAUCAAAUUAUUAUUAUCACCAGUAUUACAACAGGUACAGUUUUAUCAAAUUAUUAUUAUCACCACUAUUACAACAGAAUCAAACGACAGUUGAAGCAUACUUUCCACAGUCUAGAUGGUAUGAUUAUAUGACAGGAGAAGAAGUACUAGCAGUUGGUCAAAUACAAAAUUUAUAUACACCAUUAGAUAAAUUUAAUCUUCAUAUCAGAGGUGGCUAUAUUAUACCAGUACAACAACCAGAUACAACAACUUAA
This is a messenger RNA of Lottia gigantea (owl limpet), 2675 nucleotides long. RefSeq lists its product as hypothetical. Lineage: Eukaryota; Metazoa; Mollusca; Gastropoda; Lottiidae. Bases 75 to 2675 code for a protein of 866 amino acids. The transcript has 20 exons. The record is from RefSeq and is a predicted model, not a curated record. Gene Ontology annotation, molecular function: alpha-1,4-glucosidase activity; carbohydrate binding. Gene Ontology annotation, biological process: carbohydrate metabolic process.